Molecule: messenger RNA, 23367 nt
Organism: Lymnaea stagnalis (great pond snail)
Lineage: Eukaryota; Metazoa; Mollusca; Gastropoda; Lymnaeidae
Source: the annotation of a GenBank genome assembly
AAACAAAAUAAAAAACAUGGCGGUCAAUGUUGUCCUGGUACGGAGUUAACCACUUACUUUAGAUAGUGUUUAUAUUUCCGCUUAAGUGACGAUAAACGACAUUGAUAUUUUCAAAGGUACGAUGAUAACUUUUAGUUAAUAUUUAACAAGUCUGAUAUUCACAAAGUAAAUCUUACAAACAUGAUGAAAUACAUGUGUAUAAUUUAAUUUAUGUCAGGCCUGCUUAUAUUAUAUUAUAUUUAUAUUAUACAUUAAAAACAACUACAUUUUUAUUUACAACAGUUUUAGUCAUUUUAUCUUCCUAGUUAGGUGUAGUCUUUUGAGGUAGACUUACACUUAUAUAGACGUGCUAACUAGACACUUGCUAUAACUAUUGGUGGGUAUAGCCGAUAGCCUGACUGUGUGAGUGAGUGUGACGCCUAAUUUUGCUUCAGAGUACUGAGAAGGCGUAGAGCUGUAGCGUCCAUCACUUAUCUCCCCACUUCUUUGUUUUGAUAUUGACAUCAAUUGACCGACAUCAUCAAUUGAUUUAGUUAGCCCUCUACCACUACCCACCUCUCCCUUGAUUGAUGAUUGGGAACAGAUUAUUAUUUACAUUUGAUAUGUUCUAAAUGGAAGGUACAGAAUACGUUCAGUUGCAGUUUCAAAAAUUUCUUUUCUGAAGGUUUCUAAUACCCUCACUUUACAUAAGCUGGCAGCUUUCCGAGAAGGGAGAGACUUUCUAUAUUUCCUAGAGACAUAUUACCAGACUUAUUGAUUGGUUUCCUGCAUCAAAUUCUUUUACAUGCACAUACAUCGUAAUCACACGGAACUGAACACAAGUCCUUUUUCCAAAAGCAAUGUAAAAUUUAAUCUGGAAACAUUUAUAUCAGCGCGUGAAAAAGAAUCAAACACAUGUAAAGCACAGCUUGCUAUAUGUAUAAGUAGAAGAAUUAUUUACAGCCUUUGUUCACUAUGCUCUCACACCAAAUGCCAAACAUACAGCACACACACCAAAGACAGACUAUAGACACUAUGUCACAGCUACAAUAAAAACACAUGUCACAAGCCUAAUGUUAGCCUAAAGUGUUAACCCUCUGGAGACGUAAGGGCCGAUCUAUCGGCCCGAGGUACACUAGCGAGAAAGACGUCAAGUCCGAGCCGUCGGCCUGAUAGAUCGAGCCUCACGAUUGGAUGGCUUGGCGUUGUACCAGCAAAUCAAAAUUAUUCUUACGUAUGUCUGCAUAUCCCGGCAUUGUAAUGGCGGCGUUCGUUGAAGGUGAACUCAAUUUAUUAGUGUGCAGGAAUUUUUUUUGUGUGUGUAUAGUUACAUCGUGAAAUUCGAACAUGUCUGACAGUGACUCUGAUCAAACUGUGCUUAGUGCUUUAUAUAUUUUUGCAGUGAAUCUGACACUGAAAAUGAUGAAAACAACAAAAUAAAGACUUUCAAAUUGAGGGUAAUGCUAAUGUUGUGAACUUUUGGUUUAGUAUUACUAGUAUUAGGGGUUCUCAAAUGGACAUAGAUGACCCCUCUGAAUUUUUAGACAACAUAAGUCCUAUAAAUAAGGCAUAAGCACACCAUUUGAGUACUUUAUGCUAUUUUUUUACACUAAAUAUCAUUCAAAUGUUUAUGAGAGAGACCAAUAGAUAUGCAGACAACUUUCUCAGUAACAUCCAGCUUAAGAGAAGGUCCCUAGGUCAUAAAUGGGGGCCUGUUACAGUGUGUCUGUAACAACUGAAAAAUAGGGGGUGGAAAAUGAGUAGAACCAUGUGCCAGAGGUGUCUGAAGGGCCUUCAUGGGCCUUUUCCCCCCAAAAAAUAAGUAUUAGGACUUAUUCAGGCUUCAUCCAUAAAAAAAUUAACACAAUUGAUACAAGUAAAUCAUGUUUAUUCUAGGUGUAACAAAAAAUUACACGCAUAAAUUAUGCAAAUAAGGGUAGCUCAUUUGCAUAAAUUUUGAUAUUUCAGUUUUAUUUAUAAAGAUUGUAUUAGGUCAUUCAAUUUCCUACAAGAAUAUAUAUAGUUUUACCUAUAUUAAGGGAAUAGUUUAUUUUUUAUAAAUUUUUUUGCAAUUCGAGUGUUGAGCUCGUAAAAAGUGCUCCGUCUUUUUGGCACAUACACCUGAAAAGGCUCCGUCUCCAGAGGGUUAAUUAACUAAGCUAACACACAAGACACACCACACACAAUAAAACACAAUGUUCGGUGCGCAAAAAUUACUAGAGUAUACCCAUAUUCAUUAACAAGAGCCUAACAAGAUUUUACGCCUUUUUUGUGUAUCUAAUAUUUGUAUCUUUCGAGGAUUAUACUUUUUCACUUUCUGUGCUGUAAGUUAUUAUAGUUUUUUUUCUGUGUAUUUGAUAUCAUCUUCUUUAUUUAAAUUUAAUAGUUUAAUGAAAUUGAAUACUGUUAAUAAUCCUUUAUUAUGUAUGGUUUGUCUAACAAGCCAGAUCUUAAAACAGAUUACAUUUCAAAACCAUAUGUAACACACUACUUUUACAGUAACUUUUUUACUCAAUUAAACUUAUUAAAACAUUCUGUACUGUAACAUUUAUUUCAUGCCUUGCCAUUUAAUUUAUCAUGUCUGUGGAGAGCUCGUUUCUGUUUACUAAACACAAAAGAUUUCUCCUUACCGAGUUAUCCAAAUGGAGUGGUUUGACUGAUUGUUCAGGUUUGUCCUGGCUGAUUUAAUAAUCUCAUCUGUCCCAGUUUCAAUCACAAUAUGUUAGCUCCUAAAUAAAAUUGAAUUUGUUCUGUCUUUGCUAGAGUUUUGUACACAUUGAUCCAAUGACAAACAGUGGUUUUUUUUUUUGUGUGUGUUUCACUGUGUUCUUUAUGCGUUCCACUUUGCAGGAGCCAUCUGGAAUUUUCAUUGUGUCAAUGUCAUACCACUUCAGGUCCCCAUCUCUGGAUGGGUUUGAUUACAGAUUUUGCCUUGUUCUAGAUGAGUUGCCAUCCACCAUGGGUGCUGGUGUUGUUUUUGCUUGUCUAGCCUUUUGUUGGGAUUGGAUUCCAGUCCAUAAGUUUGGGAUUGACUCAGUUUGGACUGCUCAGCCACCCAGCACCAUCUGUUUUUGUAAAUGUGUGUUUAUGCAAACUGUAAUGAGCAAUCUAAUCUAAUGUUACUAAUUACCCAAAAAGGCUAAAUGAAAAAUUACAUUUUAAAAAUCUUGUGGCCCUUCUUCAGCUGACUGAUUAUGAGAUACAGCUGUCUCAACUUCAAGGUAAUACUGGUUUCCAUAUUUGUAUUACAAAUUUAAAAUUUACUUUGCCUAUUUAAAUCUAUAAAUUUGAUGGAUUAUUAUUCAAUUAUUUUAACUGGCCUUUUUUUUCUGUAGGUCAUUUAUAAAUAACAAUAUGAGUCAUAUGAACAGAAAAAGAAGAUAUGGAGAUGAUCACAAUGGCUUGCCUAUUCCUCCCAGAUGGCUACACUGUCCACGUAAAGGGCAAAUCAUACAAGGUAAUAAAAAAAAAUUUUAAAAAGAAAAAAAAAAAAAAAAAGAAAGUACAAUUCUUUGUCCAUCAUUUAAUUAGAUCUAACACACCAUUUUUUAAAAUUCAGCUUAGCUUGAAUUUAUGUAUUGAAAUUACAACAAUUUUUUUUAAUCUACUUAGGAGUGUUCCUACCAUUUAAAACACCGCUGGACUCAAAAUAUGAUGAUCAGGUUCCAGAAGAAAACAGAUUUACCAUUGACAUGCUAUUUAACUCCAUAAAGCCUUUGAGGGUUAGUUGACUAAUAUAUAUAUUUCCAUUGUUUUAAUUAGCAUUUUUAAAAUUCAUAUUAUACGCUCAUGCAUAAUGCCACAUGCUUAAUUUACUGAUGGGGGGGGGGGGGUAAAGACAUAUAAGAAAUCAGUUAAGAAAUUCCGUUAAAAAACUUGGCUUUCCUGUUGAAACAUUCAUUUUUCGAAAAGGAAUGACUAAUAUAUAUAUUUCCAUUGUUUUAAUUAGCAUUUUUAAAAUUCAUAUUAUACGCUCAUGCAUAAUGCCACAUGCUUAAUUUACUGAUGGGGGGGGGGGGUGUAAAGACAUAUAAGAAAUCAGUUAAGAAAUUCCGUUAAAAAACUUGGCUUUCCUGUUGAAACAUUCCUUUUUCGAAAAGGAUACCUGGUGAUAAAGUUUAUUGCCUUUGGAACACUAAUGGUUACAUAAUUGUUAGAAAAUGCUGUAGAUGAUUUACUAUUUAUUUUGUAAUAGUAAAUGUUAAUGUACAUUCAAAACAAAAAUUAUACAUUUACUGCUAGUGUUCAAAGAGAAUGGAUACUGUAUGGGUAUGUGCGAUGAACUAGGCUCCAUGAUGAGAUGCUGUUGAGUAGCCGACCACUUGGCAGACUACCAGCUUUCUUUGUCACUGAUUUAUUUAAGCGCAGAUGCUUUGUUUAGUAGUAUAUGAGUAAAGCCGCGGUCCACCCUGACAAUGACAAAGAAACGUCAGUCAUUAAGUUUACACUUUUACUUUACUGUAAGUGCAAAAGAAAACUGCACUGCCACUAAUGAAUUAGUAUACUGUAGGGGUAACAUUAGUAUACCACACUAAUGUAGGGAUAACAUUAUGAUACUGUACUACUGUAAAUGUGUUGGUGUGGCAAAUAGUCAUAAUGAGAUACUCUACUCUAUUUGUACAUCAACCAUUUAUUUUUCUUUUAAGGUAAUGUAUUAAGCUAAAUUUUAAAUGGAAUUUUAGUGCCUUGGUGGCAUGAUUUGGGUCAUAUUUGGGGGUUAAGCUCUAGAAAUAAGAAAUUAUUACAAAUUUUAGUGACUUGUACCAAACAUUUGCGAUGCCUCCUGAUCUACGACUGGUUCUGGAACUUAACUGAAUGUUCAAGGUAUGCUGUAUAUAAUUUAGAUUAUUGCAAAUAUAUAGACCAGUGCUUCAGAAGCUGCGCUGCCCAGAGCCCUAUUACUCUGUAAGCACUUCUCAGGGGCUCUACGCACCAAACACUCUUGUGAUAAUUUUACGAAUCUCAUUUAGCUCAGUUUUCAGGAAUUUUUUUAGUGGAAUCGGUGGUGUCAUAAUUCCUUCAUCUUCCCCUAGACAAACAAGAAAAACUUAUUUUUGGGCGUGGGGCUGAAAAUUUGAUAGCACGUGUUGUCAUCGGCAACGAGUCUAUGUGCCAAGUUUCAGCUGGUUAGGUUGACAAGAAGUGGGUCAAUUAGCAUUCUGAAGAUUUUGUCACACACUCCGCCAGAAGGAAAGAAACACAUGAACGAAAGCGUAGUCAAUAUGAAGGAUUUAAAAAGGUACUCAGUGAGUCAAAAAGGUUGGGAACCACUGAUUUCAACCAAAUAUCAAUAAAUUGUAUAUUGUGAAUUUAUUUCUAAAAAGCAUGAGGAAAAAAGAUAUACCAAUGCCCAUCAUGAAAUAAGCCUUGCAAAUAAUACACCCAUCCAUUGUUUAAUCUUUGUCAUCAACCUUUUUUGCCAUGAUGCGAAAGAUACAUUUGUUUAUUGCCCUAUCGCCAAUUGAUUUUAAUUUUAUUCACAUUUAUUCACUGGAAACGUGGUUUGUCGUCCUAUAUUUUCAAUGCCUUCAUAUUUUUUAAAAAGUUUUUACUUCAAUAAUCUGAAUUUUAAAAAUUUCACAAUUUCAGAGAAAACUUGGGCUUAUCAUCAACUUGUGCAACACUGACAGAUUCUACAACAGACAAGAAGUAGAAAAAGAAGAACGUGAAUGUAGACUGGUCUCUGUCAAGUGUGCUGGGUGACUAAACGUUUUUCAAUGUCCAUCUCGAAAUUGUUGUCAAAAUCAUAAUGAAUCUAAUAUUUAUUUAUAUAUUUAAAAUGUGUUGUUUUUUUUUGGUUUUGCAACCUUACAGAUUAUGAUGAUAUUGACAUCCCUGACUAAGACAAAAACUAAUCAUUUUUUUUUAUUUUAAAAAAUGUAUAUCUCUAGUCGAGCUGAGGCUCCAACAGAGGAACAAACCGAAGCUUUUGUCGAGUUGUGUGAUAAAUUCAUCAGAAACAAACCCCUAGAGCUAAUAGGUAAUGUGUUUGGAUAUAUUGGCGUUGUCCCCCCCGUCCCCCCUCUCAAUUUUAUUUGUAUCCCCAAUUAGUGUUUCUGUUACUGAAUACAUAAUGUAAUCUAAUUUACGAACCCAUAACUUAUCCUGAUAAGUAAACUUGCCAGCAAAAAUCGUGGCUUAGAGUUAUAGUAUAUCUUUUUUUUUUUUUUUUUUUUUUUUAUUUAAAUUUAUUUUUUUUUUUUUUUUUUUAAUUUAAAUUUAUUGUCCUCACAGAAGAGUUGUAAACAUUAAGGUACGUUCACAAUAAACAUUAAGGUAUGUUCACAGUAGACAUUAAGGUAAGUUCACACUGUUGAUUUGUUGAAGCCACAAAUCUCAGUGGCGACUACAUGUUGAGAAUCAAUGACACAGAUAUCCCACGUAGGUGCUCAAACUUAGCAGGCACAACCAUGGCACAAUAUGAUGCAAAACUUUAAAAAAAACAAAUAUAUGUAUCAAUUUUUUAAAAUUCACGAGCAAGAGCAACAGUCAGCAAACCUGCGGCUGCAUGUGUCUGUUUAACUUAAUAAAUUCUGCUUUUUUCUUUUAAAAUAUGACAUCAGCAAAAACUACCCGUGAAAUGCAAAAAUAAAAAACGUAAAAUUUAUUUGGAAAAAAAAAGUUUUGUUUAUUACAUGUUUACAAACUUUUCCUCUUUUCUAGGAGUUCAUUGCACACAUGGGUUUAAUAGAACAGGGUUUCUCAUUGUGUCAUAUCUUGUGAAAAAGUUGUCCUGGAGGUCAGUAGUCUUUGUACACAAGUAUACAAAAUUCAAAUAUUUUUUAAAAAUUUUUUUUAUUUAUUACAACCGAAACUAUUUCCAAAAUGCUCAAAAUAGUCUUAGCAGUUUAGAGCUCUGCAAAGCCAGUAUUUUUCUAUAUAGCUGAACUGAUAUUGGCUUCCAAACCAUAAAACUCUUUUAUUAAUUUUUUUUCAGUGUGGAAGCUGCGGUUAGACAAUAUGCCCAGGUAAGAAUGUGAACUGCAUUUGGGUUUUUUUUUUUUUUAAUCCAAGUGGCUUAAGUUCUAGUUUCACAGUUAUUUGUUAAGGAUUCAAGUUGGAUUUUUAUAUAACGCACCAUGGUGCAUCCCUGCAUGGGGACUUACGGCACUGCUACUGAAUGCCCAUUCAAACAAUAGUCUGCUUUUACAAAAGGAAUAUGGCCCUGUGUGUUGAUUUACCCAACCUGUUCUAAAGAGUUUUUAUGUCGCCAGCUUGACACUCCGUAAGAGAAUAUGCGGCCUAAAGGGGCGCCUCUGUUAGUAACUGUGUAUAAGUCUUUUGGAUAUCCUGAUUAGAAGAAGAAUGUAUUUGGGUAGUGCCAUGCCAUUCCAGCUGUUGAGUUUUCCUCGAACAAAAAAUUACAUAUGUUAAUCCAAAAGAAUCUCAUUUUGCACCUGCCAGGCUCGACCACCUGGGAUAUACAAACAAGACUACCUGGAUGAGCUGUUCAGCAGAUACGGUGAUGCAGAAGACACACCACCGGCCCCGCCACUUCCAGACUGGUGUUCAGGUAAAAUUAACAGACAAUUGACAGACAAUUCAUUGACAAGGAAACUUCAUCGACCGAUGAUUUACCAACAUAGUCACAGUAAAAAUUAAUCAAAUUUAGCAUUUGUAUGUGUCAUCAAGGAGAUUCAUUCUGAAAUCUUUUUAAAAAAACGACAAUACCAUUUAUGGAAAUUAUAAUUAAUGCAAUGAAAGUUUGUCUUUCUGUACAUUGAAAUGGUGAGCCAAACAACAAAAACACGAACCACUGCCACCUGAACCAGAUAUAUUCUGACAAUUUAAAUAAUUCCACCAGUUGUGUUUGUUGGGGUAUAUCAUUCUUCAGAGAAAGAGUUAAUGCCCAUCAGUUAGUUGAGUGAUGGCCAAUUCUUCAGUAUUCUGAGAUUGUUUUUAAAAUGCUUGUGCCAUCCGUCCAUCGAAUUAUUUGUAUCUGGAAGUCCUUUAAUUGAACCUUGAAAUUGAUUCAGCAUUUCUAUUUGAUAUGAGGUUGGUCCACGCCUGUUUCCACUGACGGAAUGACCAAUACAAUUAUACAUCUUCGAAGAAAUCUAACCAUGGCUGAAAAAUGUCUCCUUUUGCAAUUUGUUAAAAUGCUGUAUUAGUUAGAACAAUCUCCUAAUGCCUGAAUUAUAUCUCGAAUCGGAAGGGUUGGGCUUUUUCCUUGAAUUUCUUCUUCAAACGAAUUGUCCAAAGUAAUAGAUGAACCUCUAAUUUUAAUAUCCUCAAAAAAAAAAAAAAAAAUUCUGAAAAUUCUCCCAAGAGAGCUGCUUGAGGGUAUUGAGCUGCUCCAUUGAACACCUAUAAGUUGAUCUUGUCUUGAGCUGCUCCAUUGCACACUUAUAAGUUGACCUUGUCUUGAGUUGCUCCAAUGCACCCCUUUAAGUUGACCUUGUCUUGAGCUGCUCCAAUGCACACCUCUAAGUUGAUCUUGUCUUGAGCUCCUUCAAUGCACACCUCUAAGUUGAUCUUGUCUUAAACUGCUCCAAAGCGCACCUUUAAUUUGAUCUUGUCUUGAUCUACUUUAGUGCAGGGCUUUGAGUUGAUCUUUAGUUGUGAAAUAGUAUGUAAACCAAUGGGAAAAGGCAUAAAAUUCUAUCGUACCAUUUUAAUUAAAAGUUUAGUAACACAUUUAGAUUUCAUUCAUUAGAAAAAAAUCAGAAUUGGCUCUUGAUCUCCAGCUUUACUAUUGAAAGAAAGAAAUUAUUCCUCAUUGAAAGGAUGAAUUUUAAUAUUGACCUUCGAUAAUAAAAAAAAAGUUCCCUAAAGAUGUUGGUUGCGCUAGGUGGAGGAUUAGAUUUUGUCUAUAUGUGUAUUGUUUUACUGAAGAAGACUCUGAUGGUAGCGCUUGAUGAACCAAUCCUGGAGUUCCACAGUCAAUUGAAAGAGUGGUCACAGAUUACGAGGGCGCCAUCCCAUAAGAUGCUUUCUAAUGAUCUCGACAAAUUGGGGUCUAUCGAAAUCAUUUGAAUAGAUGUGUAAGUUAAAUUCUUAAAGACGUCCCUUUAAAAUUGGUCAAGAAACUCCAAAGAUAUCGCCAGCGAAAUGGAGUGGAUAAAUUUAAAUCCUGUGUGAUUUCAUUCUGGGUAAUGAGUAUGCCUACUAGGUUUGGCAUAGAAAUCUAUAUUUGUACUUGAAUUUAUGUAGCUUAAAUUAGGAAACAAUACACCUGGGUCCCUGGCCGCGAAAGGAGUCAUUUUUCUGAGUUUCCACCAUUGUUACAGACAUCAAUGCACAUCUUUUAUUUAAACUGUCAGUGGAUGAAGAUUCCAUGUUGAUUUUCUGUCUGUCUAUGAAGUGUCUAUGUCAAUGGUUUUUAUCUGUCAAUGAAUAGUGUAUCAAAAUUUCUGGUGAUGAAAUGUUUUGUUGAUGAAGUGUAUUCAUUUAUGAAUUGGCUGUUGAUGAACUGACCUACUACCACACCAAGAGCCUUAACUCAAAGGUACUUAAUUUUGUAAGAAGACAAUGAUCAUAUAUACAAGUGCAGUGCUUCUCAGUUAUACCAUAAAGAUGUUGGCUAGAUUCAUCACUGAGGCAAAGUAUGGUUGUUUGUUGAUUAGAUUCAUCACUAAAGCAAAGUAUAGUUGUUUGUUAGUUAGAUUCAUCACUAAAGCAAAGUAUGUUUGUUUGUUGAUUAGAUUCAUCACUAAAGCAAAGUAUAGUUGUUUGUUAGUUAGAUUCAUCACUAAAGCAAAGUAUAGUUGUUUGUUGAUUAGAUUCAUCACUAAAGCAAAGUAUAGUUGUUUGUUAGUUAAAUUCAUCACUAAAGCAAAGUAUGGUUGUUUGUUGAUUAGAUUCAUCACUAAAGCAAAGUAUGGUUGUUUGUUGAUUAGAUUCAUCACUAAAGCAAAGUAUGGUUGUUUGUUGAUUAGAUUCAUCACUAAAGCAAAGUAUGGUUGUUUGUUGAUUAGAUUCAUCACUAAAGCAAAAUAUGGUUGUUUGUUGAUUAGAUUCAUCACUAAAGCAAAGUAUGGUUGUUUGUUGAUUAGAUUCAUCACUAAAGCAAACUAUGGUUGUUUGUUGAUUAGAUUAAUCACUAAAGCAAAGUACAGUUGUUUGUUAGUCGGAUUCAUCACUGAGGCCAGUUAUAGUAUGUUUGUUCAAUUAAGAGCCUUAUUAACUACAAAUGUCACUUAAUGAUCAGCAUAUCUUCAUGUAUAAAAAUGUACAGUAUCUUUCAGUAAUUCCAAAAAGAUGUUAACCAAGUUAACAUUACUCCUUAAAAUAAUGCACAAAAGAUGGUGGACAUGUUAUCCGCACAACUGACACUGAUACAAUCAAACAGGUGAAGCAAAAUUUUCAUAGACCAAAGUUUCUCAGAUCUCCACAAACCCAUUUGCUGACUCAUCUAUAGUCUCAUUAUGUCUUUCUUUUUCAUGCAUUCCCCACAUUUUAUUACCUAUUUCCUUUUACCAAAUCUGAUUUCAGUGACCACCCCCCCAAAAUUAUCCUAUUUAAGUGAAAACAAUGAUGAUGUAUGAUUUUAAAGAUUAAUUUAGAGUGGAUGCAAUGGCAAGACCAUACCUGGCUGUCAUAUGCUGUGAUCAUGACUCUGUACCAGUGACCAGUGUAAAUGUUUAUCUUUGCUGAAUGUUGCAUUCCAAAAAUAUUUAUGUUCAGAGAGUGAUGACACAGAAGUUGAUGAUGAUGGUAAAGGUAGCAGAGAGGCGAAUGGUGAUGAAGGAGAGGCUAAAGGAGAGAAGCGUAGAAGAGAAUUUGUGAAAAAGGUGAAUCUUGCAUUUAUCGUGUCUACAUUUUUAAAACAGCAACUUCAUUCAGAUUUAUUGUAAUGUUAAUAUAGUUAGCAUUCAAUAUUUAUUUGUUCUGAAGUUGUGUAAACUAAAUUAAAAUUAAUUAUUUUUUUUUCUUUUAAAGUUGAUUCUAUCAAGGAAGCAUAGAGACUAAACAUUGCUAUACUAACCAUGUGCUGGGUUAAAGUCAAACCUGUUUUGAUCUCUUCUCACUUGAGGGUGUACUAUGUUAUACAACUUAGAAAACAAUAUCAAUGAUAUAUUAUGUAAAACAUGUUAAACAAAUCUCUAUUAAUUCCCAGCUUGAAUAUAAAAAAAAAAUUAAUUGGAUAAAUUAAAAUAUAAAAAUUUCUUAGCUAUUAGAACAGUUUGUCAAAUUUAUUCCGAUUUUUCUUUUUUUUUUCUUUUAAAACACACCAAAGCCAUGUAAAAUAUCCACAUUUAACCGUGUUUCUACAAACACUUUAUUCCUGCUAGGAUGCAAAGUUCAUGGAAGGGGUCAAGGGAAUUAUUCAAGUCACAACCCAACCACGGCUUUCACAAGUACAACGAAAGUGCCAAACCAUGGCAGGCUGGAAAAGGUAGUGUAAAAGAACAAUUGUACAUGCCUUAUGGGAAGAAGAAGAAGAAGAGAAAAAAAGGUAUGUUAAAGCUUUACAGAGGGAAAAACAUCAAAACAGUGAAAAUUGUGUGAUGUAAAGCUGCUCAAAAAACAGAGUUACUUUUUUUCUUGCUCGAUCAAAUUCUGCGGUCUUUGAUGGGUGUUUUUUAUUUUUGUUGUAAAUUCGACACAAAUUUUAUUGUAAUGAGUGACCAGAAAAUCGUUUUACAUGUAAUUAUCGGCAGGGCGGUCGCAUGGGCCCUGUGACGCCUGCAGCCGCAGGACCCUCGGUAUUAAAGGGGCCAUAAAGUUGGGGGGGGGGGAUGAAACUAUUUAUUUUAAACGCUGGGGAAACUAAACAAAAAAGUGCCCGGGGGGGGGCAAAAAGUUGUGACGCCUCUGACUCUGUUAUCAUUUGAAUCAAAAAUAUAUAUGAUUUAGAGAUAAUUCAUAUUUACCUCAUGCAUUUUUUAUAAAUUUAGAAGUACCAUGUAUUGUCUAUAAAAAUAUUUUUCAUAAAAAUGGAUUAUCUCAGGUCAUAAUUCAACAACAACAAAGCUUUCCUGGUGGUGAAUUUCUGUUGUGCAAAUAGUUUAAAGUGACUAUAACUGUUUUGUAUUUCAUGAGAAAAAUGAUUUCCAAUAAUUCUUUCUUAAAAUUUUAAUAACAUAUAUAUAUAUAUAUAUAUACCUGCAACCUAUGUCAUGCAUGUUUUUUUUUCUUUUCUGUACAGCUCUGGAUUCCCAGGGUCUCAGCCAGUUUCCAUGGAUGUAACUAAUCUCAAGUUUCUCACACAAAAGCCCUACAAAGUUAGCUGGAAGGCAGAUGGAACACGGUAAAGCCUCUCGUAGUACUGUGUCAGGUCCGGAGAUACUGUUGCUAUAAAUUUAGCAUUGUCAUAAGAUGAUAGGUUUUACCACGUUCAUAGAAAUGGAACUAGCGGUUCAACUUGUGUGGUGAAGCUCAACCUUAGAUCAGCUCCAAGCUAUGCUAUUACGGGAUAAAUUCAACUUAGUACCUAGGUUUUAUUUAGAGCCAAUUAAUUCCACACUGUUUUUAUGAAUUUAUCAUGGAGUCAAGUUUCAGCUUUGUCUGGAGUCUCAAACAACCUAACGUCUGUUUUUAUUCAUUACUGAUUAUUAAAAUCCAUGACAUCAGUCAGUUUGAAAUCCCGAGGAAGUAGCUUAGGGGGCUUUAGAUUUGAGAUCUGUGUUAAUGCCAGUUUGCCCAUUAUAAAACUUAAAAUUCAUUAGUAGUAGUAAUAGUGAAUAUGUGUUCGUUUCUCACUUGUAGGUACAUGAUGCUGGUCGAUGGGAAAGAUGAAAUUUAUAUGAUUGACAGGGACAACUGUGUUUUUCAUGUGCCUCACCUGAAUUUCUAUAAGAGAAAAGAUCUCAACGCAGCUCUAGCCAACACAUUGCUGGAUGGGGUAAGAUCAACCGAGCGCAAUGAUAGUGUUACCCCCACAACUCCACCUGGGUAAUGGCGUCUUGUGGUUGUCUGCAAAGCAAGUCCAUGUGUUAACAUUUGGUUUGAAGGAGGGGUGGGGUGGGGAUCAAAUUUCCUAAUGAAGAUAACAGUGUGCCUGCCAAUCACAGGUUCAGUUUAGGAGUUAUGGGGAGGGGGUAUUUUAAUAUUUGAAACUUCUGCAUUGUCAAAUAAACUGAGAUAAUUUGUGGUAAAAAAUUUGAGUAGAUUUGCAUUUUGACAAUUAAGAAGCCCUCUUGGUUGCAGUUGAAACAUCUUUAUUACUCUUGAGCAGAUGUGACAUUUGAAAACCCUUAAUCAUCCAAACUUUAAAUAAACCAACAUUCUGUAAGCUGUAAUCAAUUCUAUCUCAUGAUCUAAAUAUCAAGAAAUUAAUUCCAAUCAUGAAUCCAACUGUCUGUUUACUUUCAGGAGUUGAUCAUCGACAAGGUAGAAGGAAAGGACAUUCCCAGGUAUCUGGUGUAUGACAUCAUUAAGUUUGAGGUGUGUAUUUAACCUUUUAAAAAAUGUGUGUGACUGUACCGCUACUACUCAAAAAUGACUUUGAAAUUUGAAACUAAUAUCAAAGGUCUUUUCUCCGAUUGGUUUGUCCCAAAAAGGAAAAUGAUUUAAAUCUGUCAAUCAAAGUUGCAAUUUCUUGCUUUAAAUAUAUAAUUUUGGUAUGAAAAUUUUAUGUUUAAAAAAAUUGCCCCCACCCGCCAUUCACUUUGAGAACCACUAAUUCACAUAUCAUACUUGCAGGGUUAAUGAAUCUAUCUGACUCGAGGUCCUCAUCCUAGUAUUGUCUAGAAAUCAUUAUCCAAAAUUAAAACAUGUCUCUAACAAUUGAAAACAAUGCAAGUCUGAGAAAUGUGUACAAUUUCACUUGACACAGACAAUGGAUAAGUUAUCUACUGCACUCUGACUCCCAAAGUUGUGGUUUAGAUGUUGAUGAGGGAAAAAAAUGGUUUGUAUCAACUAAUUCUAUUCUGAUCAAAAAGGGUUUAGACGUGGGCAAAACAGACUUCGAUCGUCGGUUGUUGUGCAUUGAGAAGGAAAUAAUUGGGCCAAGAUAUGAAAAGAUGAAGCAGGGCACCCUGGACAAAUCCAAAGAGCCAUUUAGUGUGAGGUUGAAAAACUUCUUCGAUAUUACGAUGUCACAAAAGGUAAGCCAUUCAAGGGAUUAAGCAGUAGUGUCACAUUGGUAUUAUUGUUAUAGUAUAGUCAUUGAAGGGUUUAAUCAGUAGUGUCACAUUGGUAUUAGUGUUAUAGUAUAGUCUUUCAAGGGUUUAAUAAGUAGUGUGACAUUUGUAUCAUUGUUAGAGUCUUUCAAAGGUUUAAUAAGUGAUGUCACUAGUCAUUCAGGUUAUCAUUUCUAUAUAAGAAUUAAUAAAUCUACAAUUUAUUGUUAUUUUCUUAACUCAUCCAGUUUUAUCGUUAGAUAAAUAAAUGAAAUAAUUACAAGUCAGAACUUUAUACCUCCAUGAAAAGUUGUACAUGUGCAGGUUCCAGCAGACAAGUAAGUACGUUUUAUUGCCAUUGUUCCCCAACAGAUACUUGAUGGCAAGUUUGCCAAGUCGUUAUGUCAUGAAGUUGAUGGUCUCAUCUUCCAACCUGGUGCCGAGGUGAGCUUUCCAUUCCCUCCUUGCCAGUGCUGUAGCUUUCUAAGGGUGUGGCCUGUGCUUUGAGGGCCUGACACUGGUGUCAACCUUAACCCAAAAAUCAGUCCAAUAAUGCUUUUAGAAAAUAGACUCUAUUUUUUUUUACAGUUUUACCAAUUGAACUUCAGAUAUUGCCCUUUUUUAAUUUGAAUUUUGGUCUAAAUAAUAGUGACUAUUUCAUUUCAAAAGCUGCUAUGAUUCUUUGUGAAAAAAAUGCUUGUCUGAUAUUUUUUUAAAACACAAAUAAAAGCUUGUACAAGCAAGAAUAAAUUUCACUAAAUUUACGUGUUUAAAUAUGAACUGACUAAUCUUAUAUGUAUAUCAAUGACAAAUUACUUAAAUAUCCACUCUACAUCACAUAUUUAAAUCUCUUUUCGAAGCCAUAUGUUUGUGGAAGAUGUCCAGAUAUUCUAAAAUGGAAGCCGCCUAGUCUCAACUCCGUGGACUUCAGACUGAAGAUAAAUCGUUUUCAACAAGUGGGGUAAAAUGCUUUUUUAUAAUUACAAUUUUUUUUCUACCUUAAGUCAUUAGGGUGUAAUCAAAUAUGCUGCUCUAUGUUAGAUUUGUAGCGCUUGGUAUUUUGGGUUUUUACUAUUCAACAAAAUGAAGAAUACUGCCAUACUUAGGUAUUUAGAAACAAUGGAGAAGACGAAAUGUGCAAUUCAAAGGUGUGCUUGUCUUGAGUUAUAAUAUUUACAGUGACUGUAAUUUUUAUAAAAAAUAAUGUCACUGAUAAAAGUGAUAGGAAAUAUCAACAAAAGGAUGUUAUUCUGCAAUUUUAUAUUUACAUAACAUGUAUUUUGAAGAGAAUUAUUUUUAUUUGAUGGUAACUUCAUCAGUGCUGCCAUCUAUUUAAAUUGCCAUGCCUUCUAUUCUAUGGGCAAUAUGUAAAAAUUCCAUCACGGCAAUGAACACACUAAUCAACCUACUAACAUGGACAUGAUAUAUCUUGGGUCAAGCUAAUGGAAACUUAAUUUUGUUGAUUUUCUUUCCCAACUCCCUGAAACAAAGGAGGGUGAAAUUAAACAAACCUCUAAAAAACAAAGUAUUUCGAAUAAAUCCUUUAUUUGUAUUUUUGUUUGCACUCAUUUAUGCAAACUUUAAAUGGUUUAUCAUUUAUGUGAUUGUAGCGACCAAUUUUUUGGUAAGGGAAUGGUUUUUAUCAGACUUAUUGCAUAAAACCUAAUAGACUAAAGCUGUAUUUAAAUUUAAACACAAAUAUGCAAAAAUAAAGAGCGCAAAGCAACAGCUACACAAUUAAUCUCCACACCAAAGAAUAGAUCAUAUUGUUUUCAUCUUCCCCUUUAAAAAACUGAUUUUUUGGAGGGUUGGGGCUGAAAAUUUGAUAGAAUAAGUCAUCGGCACUGAGUCAAUGUGCCAUUUUCAGUUCGAUAGGAUGACGGAAGUGAGUCAAUUAGCCGUCUGAAGAUUUUGCCACAAACACACAUACAAAAACAGUUAAUAUAAAGGAUUUUUAAAAAUCAGAAACCGCUACAAGUACAAGGACACUUAAAAUACUAUUUUUCUGCUUGGAAAUAAGAAUGUUUUUAAAAAAAAUUGUUCUAAACAUUAUAUAAAUACAAUGUCAAAAUUAUGAAUAAAAACUUAAAAACUUAGUCUCAUUGUUAUUUUUUUUAAAUAGGCCACUACUGUGUGCAUAUAAAUGAAAAUAUAUUUUUAUUUCAAUUUGUUUCUCACAAAUCCACAGAAUGUUACCAGAGACUAAGGGCUUGUUGUUUGUGGGGCAGUUUGAACCACCAUUUGCGGAGAUCAAGGUUUGUAUUCACCCAAAAUCAAUGCAAUACAAAAUAUCUUUUGUCCCUGCUAUUUCUGAUUCUGUUUUUUAAUAGUAUUUGGUAAUAAUGUUAAGAUCUGUUCCAGAAAAAAAAGUUAAUCAUGAUUCAAAUGGCUAAAAUUUCCCUUUGAAGAAAAAAAAAAGGGUCUGUAAUAUGUGCCUAAAAAAAUGACACAGGGUUUAAGUCUCCCACCUCUUUUGUAUUGUCUGCCACGGAAAAAUGCUACUGAAAAAUAAAUUAAUUAACUUUAUGCUGCAUGUUUUUUAUUACUGAAUAUUUGCACCUCUGUGAACUGGGAGUUUUUGUAGUGAUGUUCAGUUUUAUCAGAUUAUCUCAAAUUAUCUGUCAAUUUUAAGUUUAUUAUGCUUAUUUUUAUUGUAAGGAGUCUUCCUAUUUUAAAUGGGCCUGUAUUUUUUUUAUUUUCCUUAGGGUCUCAUUGUUAAUUUUCUAUCUUGCUACCAUUAUGCAAUAUGCUGGUGGUUUUCUAAAAUCUUUGGCCGCACACCUUUACUUGUCUUUCCAAGAUCAUUCUCUUUUUUUUUUUUUAAAUUAGAAAUUAUUUUUUUUUAAAUUUUCACAAUUUUUCCCCCUUAUUUUAAAUGACGGGAAAAUAUGUAGGUAACAAAAGAGCUCAAGCAAUAUGACAACAAGAUCAUAGAGUGCACAUUUGAUGGUCAAUCCUGGAAGUUUCUCAAAGAGAGGACAGACAAGUCAUUCCCAAACAGUUACAACACCGCUAUGGGUAAGAAGGCUUGAGUUUAGUCAGAGAUGGGCUGUUGUAAAAAAAAAAAAAAAAUUAAAUUAUCAUCUUUGUUGUGUGGCCUCAACAAGAUUUUGGGAUAUUUUUUUUUAUCUAAUGUUGUAAAGGAUGAAGAAAAGAAAAUGAAUGUUUAAGAGACAAAUUUUGAUUAUGACCGUUUAUUCAAAAUCAUACUCUUCCCCUGAAAUUCUAGCCUGGUUUUUAAUUAUGGCUUUGAUACAUAAUUUCAUAUUUUAAUCUCAUAAUGCUAAAGAUUUGCCAUGGUUGACACAAAAAAAAUCGCCUUAACAACUGGCAAACGCAAACAACCAAUUGAAGAACCAAUUGGCAAAUAAUGGCAUUGCUGUAGUGUAUUUUACUUUUUUUUUUUUAAACCCUUGUCGUGUUAACUAAAAUUUGUAACUUUUGCAUUUUUUAAAUUGCUUUAAAAUUUUUUCUCUAGGCAGGAAUUGUAGAGACCUGUUAUUUCUUGACAUCUCUAAAUUUUUGUGCUAGAUAUUUAGCCCAAAUUUUAGCAAUAAAUCUUCUCUAGUUCAUGAGAUUUCAGGUCAAGAUAUUUUACACACUUAGCGUGCAGCUUGGUACAAUUGUCACUUUCAUAUACUUUGUAUGAAAAUUCUCACUCUAAGUACACAUUCUGUUCGGCAUUCAGUAUUAAACAUUAUUUAGGUUAAGUUUGUAAAAUAGUGCAGUAGAGCGCUGAUUUUCUGAAUGGCCCCUAUGUUAUCAAUAUUAUUAUCAUUAUCGUUAUUAAUGUGCAUGGCAGAGAGCACAUCUCACAUCCAUACAACACAGAAAAACUAGUCAGAUCCCUACCGCACAAUGCAGAUAAAAUAUAGAUACUUACUGUAGGAGUGAAGGCUACAUGAAGUGACCUGUCUGGGAUGAUGCAAUCUGCAAACUUGUUGAUUAAUAUAUAUUGCGACACAUACUCUGACCACACAAAGAUUCACCUCAGUGGCGUAGCUAGGGUUGGUGUCACCCGGUGUGGUAAACUCAUGGUGUCACCACCACACACCCCCCCACACACACACACACACAAAUCCAUGAUGGAUUCCUUUUUGUUGAAUUAAGUCCACAGUAUAACAAUGACAAGAACAAAAACAUAUAAAUCGAAGGUCAUGAGGUCAAUGUAUUUAAAAACUGUAACAACGUUAAGUUAUAGUUAGUUUUUCAUUACAUUUACUUUAUUUAAAAUUGUCCUUUCCUGGUCUUUAAAGCUGCAAACCUGACAAUCACUUGAUCAAAAUCAAUGUCAUUCCAUUGUAUCACUUCCAAUUGAUGGCAGAGCCACAUCAGAAAGCCUAGUCUCUCCCACGGUGGAUCAUUAAUAUUUUUGAUAAACCUUAGUUUUGAAAAGCUCCGCUCACCUGAAGCCUUACACACACAUAUCGUAAGAACAGAAUUAAAGGCUUAGCCAGGGUAUUGGAGGACAUUCGAGGAAUUCCCAUUCAGCUAUGAAUUUAAGAACAUCAAAUACUGACCAGUCAAUGACUUUGUGAAAUUCAAUAUCAGCUGCCUUUAGAUGUCGUCUAAGCCUUGGUAUUUCUUUUAAAAGUCCAUCUUCUGAUAACUCAUCAUAGAAAGAAGUUAAUUUUGAAACGGACACAAAUAACUCUUCUUCACUUGCUGAUACCAGACUCUUGGGUUGAACAGCCCUAAGCAUAUCUGCUACUUCCUCGAUCGCUGAUGAUCUGAUCUGGAGUUCAAAAUGAAAGCGAUCAAUACACUCCAGCAUCUCCCCUACUGUUUUCUCUCGCAGAAAGAGUCCAGCACCCAUUAAUUGUUCUACUGCCAUUCUCUUCUUCAACAUUAAUCUUCUCUCUACCGAAAUUCCUUAGUGGUCUGAUUUUAAAAGUGGCUUUUCUAUAGCAUGUUCCACACUGAGUGGCGGCGCUUCUCGUGCAGAAACAAUCUUAAGGCCUCUAGGUUUGUCACUACUUUGUCAAGAGUAAAGCCUUUAGCCUGCUGAUACUGCUGUGUAAGAUUAACUUCCUCUAGAUCAGCCCAAAGGUAAAUGUAGCAGAUAAACCUGAAAUCACAGACCGCAUGUAAAAGACCUUGUGCAGUACCUCUUGUAUUAAAAAAUUUCAAGAGGAUUAUACAGAGCUUUAAUCACCGCCACACAUUCAUCAAAACUCAUCUUUCUCUGUUUUAACAGCAGCACGAUGAGCACUUUAAUGCGCUGUUGACAGUCUUUUCAAUGGCAUUUCAGUGUGUUCAAUUAGAACAUUCCAUCGAUGAGUGGAUGCAGCAAAGAAGAAAAAUAUUCUUUGAAGAGUACUGAAAAUGUAAUACAUGAAGUAAAGCAUUUUCUGCAAAAGAGUGUUGACCAAACCAGUUAAGUGAAUGGCCCACACAUCCAUUAAAAAUUGCUUUCUUAUUAUUUAAUUUCAGAAUGGGCUCAACACCUCCAUGGAUUCCAGACAUUGUGGCAGCGUUAUCGUAACCUAUAGUUCUAAACACCAUUAUGUCUGUUUCAUCACGUUUUAGAUUUGUAAGAAUUUCAGACCUGAGGUCAUCAGCUUUUUUCCCUCUUAAUGGGAAAAAUGCAAGAAACACUUCUCUCACUUCAACUUUCCCAUUGUGGAUUUUCACUUAUAUGAUCACUUCAGACAUGUGGUCAGUGUGUGAUAUAUCAGGUGUACUUUCUAACAUAAUUCCAAAGUACCUCACAACCUUUAUAUCCAUGAUAAGAGUCUCCUUCACAUGAUUUGGAAUGACAUUUUUAAAUUCAUUUUGGUUUUUGGUGAAAGGUAAGAUGCAGAUGCUUUUUAUGUAGAUGUAGUCCUCUUUAGUCUCAUUUGGUGCUCUUUUAGCUCUGGGCCAUAUUUAGAUAGCAUCUCAACCAUUUCAAGAAAGUUUCACUGAAGAUUUAGCUUCGUUGUGGCCACGUAAUGCCAGAUUUUACUUUGCAAGAAACAAUGUGAUAUCCAGUAACCUGUGCAGGAUAUGCAUUCACUUUUUGUUCUCCAUGUCCAUCACAGCAAUACUUUCGGCAUCAAUUGUUUUGUGUAUCCUAAGUCCUGCUGCCAAUGCUUUAAACUUUUCAAGGUAACAUAGGUGCUCUUCCGAUGCCUCAUGAUUUUGUAAUUUUGGGCUCAGUUUCCACCACUUAUCAAAGCCAGUAACACAUUUAGAUGUAGUUUCUGUAACAUUAACAGCAAACAAUCUGCAGCAAAAACAAUACAAUUUCUGACUGACUAGUGAAUAAACCAACCACUACCGCAAAACUAAUGACGAAUCAUGGAAAAUAUUAAUUUUUGAGUAUUUCUGGGUUUUGAUGUAUACUAUUAUAUAUGUCUUUUGGAAAAAAAAAUCUUUAUUUAAAUUUAAAUAAGAAUGAAUCAUUAAAAAGUUGAAAAUUGUGUAAAAUAACAAAUUUUGAACCCUAUAAAUGGGUAAAAAUUCAUGUUUAAUAUUUUUAUUUUGUACCGAUUAUUAUGCUUAGAAUCGCCCCACUGCACCGUAUUUGGUAUCAAUGGAAAGCCCUAUUUCUCAGAAUUUAGAUAAAUAUAGCCUCUUGUCACUUACUGAAGUUACCAAACACUUCAAUCGGUGUGGAAUAAUGAAUGUGUUUUCUAACCUAAACAUAGGGUCAUCUCAUUUCUGACGAAGCAACCUUGAACUUUUAAUAAAGCACGCAUUGGGAUUGGUUAGAUUUGUGAAAAAUGUAUGUAUAUUCGGUUUUUCUUUUAUGAAUGUGGGUCAGAACAACAGUGUGUGCUCUGUAAAUAUGCAGUUUUUAAUGUGGGUGUUACCCUUAAAAUGGUGUCACCCGGUGCGGUCCGCACCCCCCUCGCUACGCCACUGAUUCACCUAACACUUUGCUGGGAACAAUGGAAACACAAAGACUUUCAAGACCGAAAGUGAAAAUCAAUACAUGCAAUACCAUCAAAAAAAAAUUCAAUUUAUUUGGAUAAAAAAAACAAAAACAUCUUGUCCAUCUUAUCUUACCAAGAACAAGUGACCUGUGAUUUUAUUCUCAGCGCCUGUUAUCAAUUUUUUGAAGACAGCAGCUUUUUUUAGGAAAAAAAAAAUCAAAUCCUUAUCGGUACCUUUCUUAUCGGUAACAAUCUUCUGACACCAUACAGUAUGUGUAGGACAAUAAUUUAUGUUCUUUAUUAAGAUGUAGUAUAAUAGAAUGGGUUCUUGUUACCCUUUGAAAUCAUAUAAUCAUUUGAUAUUUAAAAUAUUUUGUACAUUAUUAUUAAAUAACUUUUUUUUUUAAAUUUAAUUUUAGCAAAGUGGAGGGCUUGAGUGCUGUAGGAACAUCUGGGAAUGGGUCGUUCCUGUUUUGUUUCUUUUUCUAAAUAAAUAAAUACAUAUUUAUUUCGAGAGGGGGGAUUCUUGGCUGAGUUCCCCCACACUUUUUCUAGACCUUGACCCCUGGUGAAGGGUACACUUUUGAACUGUCAAAACAAGUUAUUGUUUUGUUUUGUUACCUCUAUUUUUGCAUCAUAUCUAUACAAAAUAUAAUACAUUGUGGAAGAUUUUUAAAAAUAAAAUAGGGGCCAUUCAGAUAACUGACGCUACAGAUAAUCCGCUUUCGGAAAAUCUGAGCUUUUUUGUAGGAAAGUAGGCUACAUAACCUUAAUACUUUGUAGAUGCUGGAUACAGUACAAAAAGUAGACCCGCACUUAGAUUUCUCAUACAAAUUAUAUCAAAUAAGAUGAGAUUCUUUUAUUGAUUAAAAAAAAAAUUGAAAAUUUUUUUUUUAUUACAUUGUACAUAUUUAUUUUCAGCACAUAAAUCAAUACAUAUUUCAACGAAGACAACAUUUUACAAUUAGAACAAUUAAAAAGACAUCCAAAGUAUUUCUCUAGCGAAAAAUUCAGCCAUCAUAAACCCCCCCCCCCCCCCCCCCCCUGCAAAAAAAAAAAUUUGUACCUAUGCUCACCUGUUAGGGUUGUUAAAUUAUACAACAUUGUGAGGGUUAAGUCAACAUUGUGAGGGUUAACAUUGUGAGGGUUAAGUCAACAUUGUGAGGGUUAAGUCAACAUUGUGAGGGUUAAGUCAACAUUGUGAGGGUUAAGUCAAACAAAGAGAACAAUUGGGGCAAUGUGAGUGAGCCACAUAUUAAAAUUACAGGAACAAAUUAUUAUUAAAUAACCUAAAUUUUUUGUUUUCAAGGUGUUUGUGGCAGUAUACAGCAUCCUGUGACCAAGGAACUUUUGUUGCGUGUCAUAGAGAGAGAUAGAUGGCAACCAGACCCUUCCAAACUGAUGCCCCCACCUAGCAAACGAUUUUAGAAGAGCAGAUUGGGCGCGUGUGAUUCUAUAAAUUAUUUUGGUAUGCAAGAAUGAACAAUCAAUAAUUAAGGUACACAAAUCAAAGUAGUCUGUGGAAGAAAAGUUAUCAAAUGAUAACUCUUGGUAUAAUGCUACAGACUUGUUAGCAAUGUUUGAAGUCCUAAGAAUCUUUAUCAACGUGAAUCUUUAUUUUGUAGAAAAUACUUACCGUACCUUAAAUUCAUGGGACUCACCUUCAUGUGAAAAUACAUAAAAUUUCCCCACACCCCAACAAAGUAGGUCCUGGUGGUUUACUUCUUGUGAAUAAACAGGAUCCAUAUCAUUUCUCUGUGUCUGUCAUCUUUAUUGUUUUCACUAUGUUUCUUAAUACUUUAUAGUGAUACUUUUGUGCGUGUUUGGGGAUACCUUAAGGGUUCAGGUAUCAUAUAGUUGGCAGGUAUGUAGCUAGAUCCAUGGAGAAAGUAAGGUAAAUUAUGAAAGUUUUGCAUUUGAAGUCAUCUUGUUUGUUUACCAAUGAAAAGUGCCUGGUAUUUGUUUAAAUAAACAGUGUUAUUGCCCAUAUCAUGCUUCCUAUGAAUGAGAGUGAAUUUAGGAACACAGUGUGUUGUUUUUUCUUUCAUUGCAUUUGAUCAAACCAGAUAAGUUUGUUCAAAGCAGUUUUGACAAGAGGUAAAACUGAUGGUUCCUAAGUGAAAAGAUAUUUCUUAGGCUAGUCUAUAUUGAUUCUGAUAUAAUUAACCAAAUAACCUUGUGUUGUUUUUUUUAUUGUCUGUAUUAAAUAAAUAAUUUAAUAUGGUGUAAGGAAUCAGUUAUUAUUAUCACUAAACAGAGUAAAAACUAAAACCUAAUUUCCAGACAAGCAUUUUUUUUAAGAUAAUUAUGAUAAUUGGAGAAAACUGUCUGCCAUUAUGUCAAUUCUUAACCUCAGGCAGAAAGAAUUUUUAGAAAUAAUCUUAUGAUAGCUCGCUGGUAGUUAAACUAGAAAUAAUGUUUAUUAUUGCUCAUGUGUGAAAUUUUAAAAAGGAUCUUUUGGAAAAAAUAUAGAUAGAUUUAUUUUUUUAUUUUACCAUGCUUUGAUUUACCAACAGCAGAUG